This is a messenger RNA of Dioscorea cayenensis subsp. rotundata (Guinea yam), 530 nucleotides long. RefSeq names its product pathogenesis-related protein 1C-like. The record is from RefSeq and is a predicted model, not a curated record. The coding region runs from base 36 to 530 and encodes 164 amino acids. NCBI's taxonomy places the organism in Eukaryota, Viridiplantae, Streptophyta, Magnoliopsida, Dioscoreales, Dioscoreaceae. Gene Ontology annotation, cellular component: extracellular region. The transcript has a single exon.
CCAUAACCCACACCCUAACCCUAAUAUCUUCAAGCAUGGCCUUUCCCAAAAAGUUUGCUUUCUUCUUGGCAUGUAUCAGGAUUCUAGCCAUGGCUGACAAAACCCUAGCUCAAAACGAACAAGGAGCCUACCUCGGAGGCCAGAACCAAGCUCGUAAAGAGGUCAAUCUCGAUCCACUGAUAUGGGAUGAUGACGUGGCUUCUUAUGCUCAGAAUUACACCAACCAAAGGAUCAGUGAUUGCAGGUUAAUCCACUCUCAUGGGCCUUAUGGCGAGAACCUCUUCUGGGGGUCUUGGACUGGGUACAAUGCAUAUGAUGCUGUGUAUUCAUGGGUCAAUGCAGAAAAACCAUAUUAUAACUACACCAGCAAUACCUGCCAAGAAGGGAAGGUAUGUGGACAUUACACACAAGUAGUUUCAAGAAGAUCAAUUAGAAUUGGGUGUGGUCGAACAAAUUGUUACAAUGGUGGCGUCAUCAUGUGCUGUAGCUAUGACCCUCCAGGGAAUGUUGUCGGAAGACGCCCAUAUUGA